CCCAGUAAAGUGCGUAGAGUGCGCAGAGUGCGUAAAGUGCGGAAAGUACGUACCUAGGUAGGUACUCUCGUAACCCAGAUCGCAUGCUGCCCAUUCCUUUCCUACAUCCACAAUCUCCAUCAAAUCAAUCCACACAAAAGUCACGUCUGCCUUUGUACCGUACACCAAACACCACCACACUACAACACACUACACACACGCACACUCACACACUGCACACACUACACACUACACGAGACGCUACGGUAUAGUACAGUAUACCAAGACCAGGCUCUUUGCAUACGCAUCCUUACAUCCAAUCCAUAUUAUAUCACAUCAAAUAUAUUCCUUAACCGUUUCUGCCAACUGCAGAUUCCGUCAUAGCCCGAAAAAGUUCGCGAGAGACAGGGCUUACCAAACGCGGAACACGGGACACGGGAACAAGUAAAUAGCUCUAGGCCAUAAUUCUGGGGACCCGCGACAGGGCAGGAUUGACGCAUUUCGUCUGCAGCUAAGCCGCUCUUCAGAGUUGCAAGCCCUACCUUUGCAACGUGUCAGAGGCAGGGACACAUCAUCUCUACCUUGUAACCAGCUGUGUGCGAGCUGGCAGUCCAAGAAAAUUUUACAAAAGCUACCACCCGCUGCAGGUAGCCAAAUAUGUCGGACUCCCCUCAAUCGCCUCCAAAGGAUGUCGAGCCAGGUGUACAAUCACCCGACGAUGAAGCACAGAUGAACGACCCUCAGGACCCACACGGCUCUGGCCUCGCCUAUGAGUUCGAGGUAAAAGAGCAGGACAGGUGGUUGCCCAUAGCCAAUGUUGCCCGUAUCAUGAAGACUGCCUUGCCCGAGAACGCCAAGAUCGCUAAGGAGGCAAAGGAAUGCAUGCAAGAGUGCGUGAGCGAGUUCAUCUCCUUCAUCACGAGCGAAGCAUCGGAGAAGUGCCAUCAGGAGAAGAGGAAAACUGUCAACGGCGAAGAUAUCCUCUUUGCCAUGACCUCUCUCGGCUUCGAGAACUAUGCGGAAGCACUGAAGAUUUACCUGUCAAAAUACCGAGAAUCUCAGUCAAACCGAGGUGAAAACCAACAGAACAGGCCGAACAGCCAGGGUUACGGAGCAGGUGCCCCCAGCGGAUCUGGUGCUGCGGGAGGCUCUGGUUUUCAGGGAGGUGAUGGGACCGGCGGUAUCGGUGAAUCGGGCGAAGGCUACAUCUACACCCAGCCUAGUCACAACGGCGCGGCCGGCGAGACCUAUUAAGUCUCGCGCUUAGCGUCCGUAGAUGGCAUAGGCAUGGGUAGGUUAAUAUCGCCAACCUGAUCUCGAUGAUGGAUCUUGGGGUUUUCAUGAGGCGAUUUAUGCCCCCUUCGAGUGUGUAUAACUAUUGGGAUUUUGAGGGCUCCAGCACACUACUCUCGGGAUAGGGAUCUUCUGCCCCUGUAUAUGAUGGGCUCAUUAUGGAUAGGUAGUGAUGGAUGAGGCUGCGCGUAAAAAGGGUUACUGGUUCUGCACUUCUUCUCUUCGAUAGAUUCCCCGAGGCGUUCAUCCCCCGUAUUCGGUUCUCUGCGUUUCUCGGGAUCAGUCUUGAGAUUCUGCUUCAGCUUUAGUUCGACAGAUAUUCCAGCUUCCCGAGCAUCGGAGAACGGCCCGAUGCUUGGAGCAUUACAAGCUAUAUAGCACCGUUUCGUUUUAUUCACUUAUGAACCAAAUGAAAGAAGUAAAAAAUAUCUUUGCCAGACUAACUUAUGGAUCGUAACUGUGUAUACCGAACAUUUGGACGAAAAGGGAUGAAUGAUACUGUUCGGUACUUUAUUUUUAGGGGAUUUGAUUUCCAUUGUUUAUCGAGUUUAAUCGUUGUCCAUAAUGAUAGCCAUUGUUUUAAUUUUGGGAGUAUAAAUGAAGAU
Molecule: messenger RNA, 1877 nt
Organism: Annulohypoxylon maeteangense
Lineage: Eukaryota; Fungi; Ascomycota; Sordariomycetes; Xylariales; Hypoxylaceae
Product: nuclear transcription factor Y subunit B-3
Exons: 4
Coding region: 637-1233 (198 amino acids)
Biological process (GO): regulation of transcription by RNA polymerase II
Cellular component (GO): CCAAT-binding factor complex; nucleus
Molecular function (GO): DNA-binding transcription activator activity, RNA polymerase II-specific; RNA polymerase II cis-regulatory region sequence-specific DNA binding; protein heterodimerization activity
Source: RefSeq, a predicted model, not a curated record